Messenger RNA from Acanthosepion pharaonis, 717 nucleotides. NCBI's taxonomy places the organism in Eukaryota, Metazoa, Mollusca, Cephalopoda, Sepiida, Sepiidae. The record is from the annotation of a GenBank genome assembly.
AUGUAUCUAUCUAUGUUCAUAUCUAUCUAUCUAUCAAUCUUAGACUGUUCAUAUCUAUCUAUCUAUCUAUCUAUCUAUCUAUUUAUCUAUCUUAGGCUAUUCAUAUCUAUCUAUCUCAGACUGUUCAUAUCUAUGAAUCUAUCUAUCUCAGACUGUUCAUAUCUAUCUAUCUAUCUAUCUAUCUAUCUAUCUAUCUAUCCCAGUCUUUUUCUUUCUUUCUUUCUUUCUUUCUUUCUUUCUAUCUAUCUAUCUAUCUAUCUUAGACUGUUCAUAUUUAUCUAUCUAUUUAUCUACCUUAGGCUGUUCAUAUCUAUCUAUCUAUCUAUCUAUCUAUCUAUCUCAGUUUGUCCAUAUCUAUCUAUCCUUCUAUCUAUCUGUGUGUCUGUCUGUCUGUUUGUCUCUCUUUUCACGAUUUGUCAAAGAGAAUCUCUCUCUCUCUCUCUCUCUCCCUUUUUCUUAAUGAUCAGUCUAUCUAUAAACAAAGAAAAGAAAAUCUCUAUUUCUCGCUCCCAAACUGAAUCUCCCUCUCCCCUCUCGAAGUUUAGACUCUCAUCCUAUUUUUCUAUCUCCCAUCUCUCUCUGUCUAAAGGACAUUCUCUCUUUCUCUCUAUUUCUCUCAAAUACUCUCUCUCUCUCUAUCUAUAUAACUCUCAUAAUCUCUCUCUUUCUGUUUAUCUUUCUCUAAUGCACUGUGUCUCUCAACUCUCUCUCUCUUAA